Tuber aestivum (summer truffle) is the source of this 912-nucleotide messenger RNA. Lineage: Eukaryota; Fungi; Ascomycota; Pezizomycetes; Pezizales; Tuberaceae. The record is from the annotation of a GenBank genome assembly.
AUGACCCACAAACCCCCUCCCGAAACCCUCUACGCGCGGCGCAAAACCCGCACCACCACCCCCGCUAACACGGCCUCCACCUCCACCUCCUCUUCCACCACCUCCUCCGCCUCGACGAGCCCCCUUUCCUCCCCCGACACGGCAAGCCUCACGAAUGCCAGCAGCAUUCACCCAAACACAACUCCCACCACCACCACCACCACCACUACCACCUCCACCACGAAACCCCGCCGUCGCGGCCGCUCCCUCCGCACAAACCUUCUCCUCCGUCCGCACCCCACAUCCCCGAUUCCAUCGCCUCCCUCCCCGAUAACUAUCCCUUCCAGCGCCAUACACGAUGAUGAUGAUGGCGACGACAACGACGGUAGCGAGAGCGGAAGUGUGGUGGUGGUGAAUGGGGGUGGGGCUGGGGGUGGGGGUAGACGAGGUCGGAGCGGCAGCUUCAUUCUCCUCCUCCGCCAGCAGGAAAUCGAGUCUGCGGCUGACACUGCUUACUACGGGUUUGUUGUGCUUGGGGCUACGUGGAUUGUCUUUGUCGUGGGUAUGGGUAGUGUAUUGGGGGUUUGGGAGUGGGCUUGGGAUGUUCCGGAUGUAGGUACCUGUUUUGUCGAUUCGGUACGGGGAAGAGGGGGGGCGUGAAGUGAACGGAAAGGUUGGAAAGGGUUGUUGGGCUAACCGUUUUUUCUUCUUCUCUAGUCGCCGUUUCCGAGAAUUGUGAACGAUGCUAGUGUCGCCAAGGAUGCCGCCAUCCCUGGGUAUUAUCCUGCGUUGGUGAUACUUACUUGCGUUAUGGCGUGGGUGUGGGUCGUCGUUGCGUGGAUGGGGAUGAAGUAUUUCAAGCAUGCGAAGAUUCAGGGAGGUGGUGAUGAUGGGUGAUUGAUUGAUGGAGUUGGGGGUGUAAUAUGCGAAAAA